This is a messenger RNA of Engraulis encrasicolus (European anchovy), 854 nucleotides long. It is a transcript of the gene fkbp7, whose product is annotated as FKBP prolyl isomerase 7. Lineage: Eukaryota; Metazoa; Chordata; Actinopteri; Clupeiformes; Engraulidae. The transcript has 4 exons. Gene Ontology annotation, molecular function: calcium ion binding; peptidyl-prolyl cis-trans isomerase activity. The record is from RefSeq and is a predicted model, not a curated record. The coding region runs from base 87 to 743 and encodes 218 amino acids.
ACGCCUGGUGUGGGCUGGGCUGGCGCUGCUGCUGACGCGUCAUCUGUCUGUCAAGCCCUGCCACGCACGCACACAAACAGCGCAUCAUGACUUCUGGUUUAUUUACUUACCUUUUCCUUGCACUGUAUCUCGAAUCUGUGCACCGCUAUUUCGCGGUAGCAGCAGAUGUAGACGAUGAGGUGAAAACGGAAGUUUUGUACAUGCCAGAGAACUGUAUGCAGAAAUGUGGAAAGGGAGAUUUGGUAAACGCACACUACGAUGGAUACCUUGCCUCAGACGGAUCAAAGUUUUACUGCAGCCGGUCAAUAAAGGAUGGGAAUCCUCAGUGGUUUGUCGUGGGUGUUGGGCAAGUAUUAAAGGGCCUUGACGCUGGAGUGCUGGGGAUGUGCCCCGGGGAGAAGCGAAAACUCACAGUUCCACCCUCAUUAGCAUUUGGGGCUAAAGGAAAAGCUCCUGUGCCACCUAAUGCAACUGUCAUCUUCGAAGUGGAGCUCUUCUCUGUGUCUCGAGGCCCACGCAGCUUGGAGGCCUUCAGGGAAAUGGACCUCGACCAAGACAAGACCCUCACAGAAGAGGAGAUCAAAGCCUACCUGAAGUCACAAGAUUUGAAGAACACAGGCAAGACUAAAGAGGAGAUCUUCUAUGAUGGAGUGGCCAAGGACGUGUUGCGCAGGGACGAUAAGGACAAAGAUGGAGCGCUGUCUGUGAAAGAGUACAACGUCUAUGGACAUGAUGAGCUAUAACAGCUAUUCGAAUGAGAACACUCUAGUUUUGUUUUGUUCUUUUUUUGUUGUUGCCAAUGUCAUAAUUGCACAGAUUCACAACCAGAAUACCACUUUUCGUUGUACAACUUA